Molecule: messenger RNA, 690 nt
Organism: Rotaria sp. Silwood2
Lineage: Eukaryota; Metazoa; Rotifera; Eurotatoria; Philodinida; Philodinidae
Source: the annotation of a GenBank genome assembly
AUGACAAAUUCAGAAAAACAAGCUGAUGAAAUAUUAGCAUUACAAUCAAUUUUUGACAAAAAGUUUCAUUUACUCACUGAAAAUCAAUAUGAAAUAUUAAUUGAAUUUGAUUUACCUACAUCAUUUACAAUACGAUUCAAAGAUAAAAAAUCUAUUAUUCAACAUUUACCACCAUUAUCUCUUAUAAUUAAUUAUCAUGAUGAAUAUCCAAGAGAAGUUUGUGUUUAUGAUUGUAUUGUAUUAAUAAAACAAGAAAUAACUAAUGAAUUUAUUAUUCGUACAAAUUUUGAAGAACAAGAAAAUGAUCCACGAGCAAUAAAUGGUUAUAAUAUUGAAAAUGGUGAAAAAAUUUUUCAAAAUUUAAUUGACUAUAAUCAAAGACGUGAAGAAGAAUUAUUUCGAGAUCAACUUCAAACAUGUUCUAUUUGUACAGAUAUUAUACCAGGUAUAGAUUGUAUUUGUCUUCAUCGUUGUGGACAUUUUUAUUGUCGUUCUUGUUUAAAUCAUUAUAUUCAAAUGAAAUUUGAAAAUGGAAAAUUUGGAGAAAAUCUUCAUUGUUCACAAGAUUAUUGUAAACAAGCUUUACUUCUAACAGAAAUAAGACAAGCUAUUCAAAAUGAAGAAGUAUAUAAAAGAUACGAACGAUUAACAUUACAACAUGGCCUUGAAUCAAUAAAAGAUAUUAUUUAG